Gadus macrocephalus (Pacific cod) is the source of this 3012-nucleotide messenger RNA. RefSeq names its product twinfilin-1-like. Gene Ontology annotation, cellular component: myofibril; cytoplasm; actin filament. Gene Ontology annotation, biological process: barbed-end actin filament capping; actin filament depolymerization; regulation of lamellipodium assembly. The transcript is spliced from 9 exons. The record is from RefSeq and is a predicted model, not a curated record. Lineage: Eukaryota; Metazoa; Chordata; Actinopteri; Gadiformes; Gadidae. Bases 6 to 1193 code for a protein of 395 amino acids. Gene Ontology annotation, molecular function: actin filament binding; actin monomer binding.
AGUGAAUGAAAUGUCUCAAUCACGGCGUGACGUCACGCCAGGGGAAGGCUGUCUGCUGUAGUUCGGUUCCGUCUUCUCUUCGUUCGUCUGCUCCUGUCUUCCCCCUCCUCUCUCCGGCGGCUCUGCGAGAUCACACGACGAACAUGUCCCAUCAAACUGGCAUUCAAGCUACAGAGGAGGUGCUGGAUGUCUUCAGCAAGGCACGGAAUGGCUCCUACCGCCUCAUCAAGGUGGUGAUCGCCGGGGAAAAGCUGGUGUUGGGGGAGACACGGCUGGUGUGUAAGCGGUUCGACCAGGAGUACGACGCCUACGUGCUGCCCCUGCUGGACGAGGGCAUGCCCUGCUACCUUCUGUACCGCCUGGACACCACCAACACCCAGGGCUACGAGUGGCUGUUCCUGGCCUGGUCCCCGGAGGGCUCCCCUGUGCGUCAGAAGAUGCUCUACGCCGCGACGCGAGCCACGGUGAAGAAGGAGUUUGGCGGAGCUCACAUCAAGGAGGAGAUCUUCGGCACGGCCCUCGACGAGGUGUCUCUCAGCGGGUACCACAAGUACCUGGAGUCCCUGAAGGCCCCGCUGCCGCUGACCGCCGCCGAGAAGGAGCUGAGGCAGAUCAAACUGGAUGAGGUGCAGAGCGACACGGGAAUGGACACCAAGAAGUCCACCCUGACGGGCGUGGCCCUGCCCCUGCAGGCCGACGCCCUCCAGGCCAUGAGGCAGUUCGCCAUGAAGAAGCUCACCUAUGUACAGCUGGAGAUCGACUUCCGGAACGAGUCCAUCAAGCUGUCCAGCACCGCGCCCACGGAGCUGAAGGACCUGCCGAGUCGAAUCCCCAAGGAGGCCGCGCGCUACCACUUCUUCCUGUACCGGCACAACCACGACGGGAGCUACCUGGAGUCCCCAGUAUUCAUCUACUCCAUGCCAGGGUACAAGUGCAGCAUCAGAGAUAGGAUGCUGUACUCCAGCUGCAAGAAUAAUCUACUGGAAAUGGUUGAGAACAAUCUGCAGAUCCACAUAGCCAAAAAGAUGGAAAUCGACAACGGGGACGACCUGAGCGCCGAGUACCUGUACGAGGAGGUGCACCCGCGGCAGCACGCCCACCAGCAGACCUUCGCCAAGCCCCACGGCCCCUCGGGCAAGAAGGGGGGCCGCCGCAUCACGCGCCCGCCCGGACACAGGGACCAGGACGACUGAUUGGACGACCAAGCGUCCAACGGUGCUGCCCGAUUCUACUUCCUGGAACUACCACCCGAUCCGCUCCACGGGGAACCUACGUUUACGUUUGUGAUGAUCUCCCUUUUAUUCUUUUUUUUUUUUUUUUUUAAAGAGCAACUACACCCUAGAUUUUUUUGUGACUUUGCUGCCACCUUGAGUUUAAAAAUCAAAAUACAUGAUAUACUGUAAAAAAUAUAUAAUUAUGGUGUCGUCAAAAAUCGUUGUUUUUUUUUAUGGUAAACUAAAGUAAUUUGUUUGAGUCAUUGUUUUAUAUUUAGGAAUCUCAAACAAUAAGGGAUCGACUUGUUUUAAAGUUUAUCCAUAGCGUCAUUGUUUUAAACGUACAGCGCUCUCCGUACGCCGUAAGCGAAGCUGUGAUUUCCCUCUUUGUUCUCUCCAUAGAUGCUUGAGUGAAAACGUCCACUUCGUUCAUGGCGCUCACAAACGUGGUCUAGCCUAUAGCCCCGCUGCAACACCCACCGUAGAAUCCGAGGUAGUGAACCUGAACUAUGCACUCCACCCACACCAACAGCCAAAGCCAUACUAACACACGACGCACGCAGAAGCCAACCUGUGAACUUACAACUCGUAGCUCGACGGUGUAGCCAUCCUCCUGAGUUACUCUCGUCGCAAUAGAAAAUAAUGUACUGUAAGGAAAGUAAACGAGGAGCCAUCACUUCCUUCAAGGCCGUGUACUCUCUACGCUGGAUACAUGUCAAAACAUUAGUCCAAAUGUUUUUUGCCACUUACUAGAGUUUUUAGCCGAUCCUUUUCCAGGCGCUGCCCGUCCAACCUUUAAACACAUCCACAUACUGCCAUGCGCAGACCAGUUUAGCUGGCUCUGGAUCACGACAGAUUUACUCCUCGCCCGACCACACAGCCAUGCGAGAACAUCGUUGUAACAUUUAUCCACCUGGAAGAGUGUGCUUGAACAUCAGUUUGAUGGAAGCAAGGCCAAAACGGAGGAGAAUGUGAAUACUUUCAACUGUACGUUAGUUAGGACAUGGCCCAAAAGGGCAGAUAUUAUACAGAACUUUUCCAUUCUAGUUUAUGGUAGCAUAUAUAAAGACUUUGAUUCUUAUAUGUGGUACAACGUGAAACCUGGUCACAUUAACAUGAACCCCUUUAGUAAUUCAGGGCAGUGGCUUAUCAGAGCCGCAGUGACUUUCAGAACCUCCGCCCAAAUGUUCCGAUAAGGCAACAGCCAAUCAGCCUGGAAUAAGGUAUUGCUUGCUAUCCAUUAUUAAGUGUUUUAAUUGUUUUUAAAACAACUCACUGUUCUUUUUAUCUCUUUGUGUAAUCCGAUAAAAUCCUGAAGAAACAAACAGUGUCUUUCCAUCUACGUUUGGUCCAAUAUCACAUUCAAUAUUACGAAAGUAUGAUUUUUUAGGUAAGGUUUUUGGCUGUCCUAAUCGAACGACGAUUAUAACUACUGUUAUUUUAUCAAACUCCAAACAUACGAUACCUAAGCAUGUAAAAUGUGAGCGAAAUAUGAUUGCAACAGCGCAUUGUCUGCAUUGUUCGUUAGGAGCCAAGACUUGUGUAUUAUGUGCUUAGAUAUUGUAUACAAAAUGUACGGUGAAUCUCUUACGACUAAAUGUCGGGGCCUUGUAAGUUAGACGGCCGGACCCCUUAUUUUCUUUAUUUAUAUGUGCUUCGUGAUAACACUUGCUCUAACUUGUUGUGUGACAUAUUUUUUGUGUCAAAACAUGUAAAUGGAGAUUGGGAAUGAACGAGGUGUGGAAGUAUAUUUAUGCAAAAGUCUCUCUCCCAGAAUAAAGACUCUUCAUUUGCAGGA